This is a messenger RNA of Urocitellus parryii (Arctic ground squirrel), 1574 nucleotides long. RefSeq names its product charged multivesicular body protein 6 (gene Chmp6). NCBI's taxonomy places the organism in Eukaryota, Metazoa, Chordata, Mammalia, Rodentia, Sciuridae. Gene Ontology annotation, cellular component: ESCRT III complex; multivesicular body. Gene Ontology annotation, biological process: vesicle budding from membrane; late endosome to vacuole transport via multivesicular body sorting pathway. The record is from RefSeq and is a predicted model, not a curated record.
CGCCGUAGGCGCCGGGUACGGUGGCCGCAGGGCGGCGGCGGCUCGGCCGGGCUGCGGGCGCGGGGCCACCAUGGGCAAUCUGUUCGGCCGCAAGAAGCAGAGCCGGGUCACCGAGCAGGACAGAGCCAUCCUGCAACUGAAGCAGCAGCGGGACAAGCUGAGGCAGUACCAGAAGAGGGUCUCGCAGCAGCUGGAGCGGGAGCGGGCCCUGGCCCGGCAGCUCCUGCGAGAUGGCCGGAAGGAACGUGCCAAGCUGCUGCUCAAGAAGAAGCGAUACCGGGAGCAGCUCCUGGACAGGACAGAGAGCCAGAUCAGCAGCCUGGAGACCAUGGUCCAGAGCAUCGAGUUCACCCAGAUCGAGAUGAAGGUGCUGGAGGGGCUGCAGGUGGGGAAUGAGUGUCUGAACAAGAUGCACCAGGUGAUGUCCAUAGAGGAAGUGGAGAGGAUCCUGGACGAGACCCAGGAGGCCGUGGAGUACCAGCGGCAAAUAGAUGAGCUGUUAGCAGGAAGCUUCACCCAGGAGGAUGAAGAUGCCAUCUUGGAGGAACUGAAUGCAAUCACUCAGGAACAAAUAGAGCUACCAGAGGUUCCUUCGGAGCCCCUUCCUAAAACACUCCCAGAAAAAGACCCUGUCAAGGUCAGAGCCAGGCCCGCAGACCUGGUGGCAGCCUCGUAGCUCAGCCCCUCACAGGACUCGCGGGAUUCUACAAGGAUAAACCCACGCAGCUUGGGUGUGUGGCAGCCCCGGAGGGCUCCCAGGAGGCCGGCUGGCGUGGCCGGGCUGGCCAGCACGGAAGGUGCUGUCGGGCGGAACAGCAGCACUCAGGCUCACGUGCUGGGACGGCUCCUGGGUGUCCCUUCACGGUUCAGUCUGAUUGCACAGUGACACUGCUGUUCUGCUCUCAUUCUGGAUUAAACAGCGACAUGCAGACCCUUGGCCAGGCCCGGCUUCUGACGGGGUGGUUCCAUGGUGGCAGAGGCCCAGGCCUGCCACCCGCCCCUGGUGCUGUUCAGCAGCCCUGGUGCCUGUGGGAAAGCAGCCCCAGGCCUCAGCCCCUCCUGCCCUUCUUGCUGUUUGCUGUCCCAUGAGCUGGUGGAGAGCAUCGGCCAGCGGGCCCCGACAUGCCUCAGCUUCCUUGCUGGGUAGGGGCAGACACCCCAGAACCUCUUGGCACCUCUACCUGACACCCUAGGCAAGCUUCUAGCCUCUGGGAGAGUUGGGCCGGGGGGCUGUCGCUGCUAGAUUGACUCCCGGAGCCCCAGCCGUGCCCCCACACAGUGGCUCUGCCUUGCUGAGAAAAGACAUCCUGAAGGGGAUGGUGAGACUCGCCGUAGCAGCCGAGGCGUGCUCCAUGUGCCCGUGGCUAUCCUGGACGGCCCCAACCACCAGCUGCCGGGACAGCAGGCUCAGCCUGAAGCCACUGCUCAUGCAAGGCCCCUGUUUCGCCAUCAGACAGCCUGGCCGGGGUCUCACUGGCCCAUGAACAGCACAAGAGCAGGGGCCACCAGGAAUAGGGAGCUUYCUCAUUAACCCCAAACAGGUUGCCCCCAUAUUAAAGUUGGCCCCUUCCUGG